CCGCCGCCCCCGGUAUGGCCCCGACGCGCUGGCUCCUGGCCCUGCUGCUGCUCUGGCUCGCCCUGGCCGCCGCCGGACCACUGUGCCAGGCGCCAGACAGCAACGAUGCCCAGAACGGCCUCAUCCGGACACUGGUGCGGCCGCGGGGUGCUCGGCGCGGGGCCGGGUACCGGCCGGCGGGGACACGGAAGGUCCGGCGGCCCCGGCCUCGGCCGCGGCUCUCCCACAAGGGCCCGAUGCCCUUCUGAGGCAGCGCUGGCACCGGCCCCGUGGGGACGCAGCUGCCGCCGCCUGCUCCGUGCCCCAGCCUGCUCCGCUCCUUUGGACCCGAGGGUGGUGUCCCGCCUGUGAGCCCGCAGCUGGCAUCACCUCCUCGUCUCUGCGUCCAUCCCUGCUGGCUCUGGCACCACGUCUGGCACUGUGGGUGCCUCCCACCUCCCUCGUCACCCCCUGGGGCUGGCUGGGAGUGGGUCGCUCACGUAGCGCAUAGCGGGCUCGGGUGCUGCUAUGGUGCCUGUCCCUGUGGGUGCCCUGGGCAUCAGCUUGCCAGGACCCGUGGGGUUUUCCAAAGCACUUUGUCAAGCAGAGGGCCUUCUCUGCAGGGGUCUGCAAGAUCCCUGGGGCUCCUGCCCUGUCUCUGCCAGUCACCCCCCCGCCAGAGUGGGCACACAGCUUGUCUUGGGAGGGGUCUAUUUAUUCCCCUGGUGCUAAUCCAUGGUGAGCUGUCCUCCCCUCCCCAGCUGCAGACCCACCUUCUGGGGACCUCUGAGGCAUGGGGUGCCCACCCAGGGCAUAAGUUUGAACCCCUUUGCCCACUCCACACUGUGGGACAGUGAAAGACUAGGGGCCACAGAGGUGUCAGUGUCAAACACGGGCACAUCCCAAAGUGAGGGCUCUUGCUCCAAGUGCCACCAGGUCCUGUGCCCAUGUCUUUUGUACCUGUAGAGAUUUAUUCUGUGUAAAUAUAACUUUAUAACAAAGA
Messenger RNA from Pogoniulus pusillus (Red-fronted tinkerbird), 982 nucleotides. RefSeq names its product apelin (gene APLN). Gene Ontology annotation, molecular function: apelin receptor binding; hormone activity. The coding region runs from base 15 to 248 and encodes 77 amino acids. The transcript has 3 exons. The record is from RefSeq and is a predicted model, not a curated record. NCBI's taxonomy places the organism in Eukaryota, Metazoa, Chordata, Aves, Piciformes, Lybiidae. Gene Ontology annotation, biological process: signal transduction.